Molecule: messenger RNA, 16998 nt
Organism: Aedes albopictus (Asian tiger mosquito)
Lineage: Eukaryota; Metazoa; Arthropoda; Insecta; Diptera; Culicidae
Gene: Syn1
Product: beta-1-syntrophin
Exons: 12
Coding region: 2117-4108 (663 amino acids)
Cellular component (GO): dystrophin-associated glycoprotein complex; intracellular anatomical structure
Molecular function (GO): structural molecule activity; protein binding
Source: RefSeq, a predicted model, not a curated record
UCUCGGCACGGUUGAGAGUGCUUUGAGAGACGAAUUUUGUUGGAGCGUGAGCUGAUGCGCUCCCGCGUUGGGGUCGGUUGGGUUUGCUCCAAACUGGAGACAAUCGGAUCGGUCAGUCAUCGGUUGGCGUACGGUCGGUUCGGUUCGGUUAGGAUUGUGAAGGCGACCCGCGGCUAGAAGUAUUAAAGUGGUUUUAAGGUGUUUUUUUUAUGUUUUGGAUGAAUAGACAUUGGACAUUAAUUUUCAUUCUUGGAAUGAGUAGACAAGCUGAGCUUCAUCAGCAAAAGAGACGGUCGGAUUCUAAACAUCGGGUGCUCCAGUGACAUUUCCGUUUAGGGCAAAACCUGCGGGUGUGGGUGUUUUCCUGCGCCAAAACAAACUAAGGCCAGACUUCAGACGGAACUCAUGUGCUAAGUGGUGGGAGUGAAACAAUGUCUGAGCCUUCCCGGAAUGGAUUAAUUUGGCUGGCUUUCGGUGGAAUCUAGUGCUGGAAAAUUUCCACUUGCAACGGGACCUCUCCUCUUGAUAUCAAAGAGCAUCCUCGCGGCACAAAAAAGGGAGGAAGUGGUGUUGUAGGCAGAAAAUCGAUUAGAAAUAUUUCGGUCGAAUAGCUCCGUGAGUGUGAGUAUGUGCGUAAAAGUCGAACCGUGAGCGGCCAAAUAGCGGGCAAUUCAGAGACCGCACAUUUUCCAAUCAAUACCGAAGUGCAUCUCCGCCGUGCCGAGUUGGGGAACCAGGAUUGGGCAGAAAAAAAAAUUGCCUAGACAAGUGGAGGGUGGGAAAAUUUGUUGAGGUUCGAUAAAUCUGCAAACGCUGGAAAAGCUGCAGCACCAGCAGCAGUACAGUGAAUUACAGUGAGUGAGCCGCGAGUAAAUUGCCACCCCUGCCUUGUGAGAAAGAGCCGGGGGUUGCUUGCGAACCUGGAAAGAUACAGAGAGAGGAAGAUAAAGCUCCUACUACAGAGCCGGUGGUUGUGCUACAGAAAUCCAACAUAAACCGUGAGGUGUCCUGUUUAACGUUUGCAUCCAUUUAUGACCGUCAAUUGUAGUUCAAGGAAAAUAGUUAAUCAAUCUAAGUGUUACUAGAUGUUGUAGAAGGAUUCGUGUUUCUGAAGGCAGUGGUGAUUUUGCACGGAAUUUUUCCCCCACGACAUAACCCCACAUAACCCCAGGUAUCGUACCACUCCGCCGUUGCUCGUGGUCGUACAUAUCCUUUUGAUCGAGGAAAGGAGCAGUCGCAUGUGACAAAUUGCUUGUUCGUGUGUUUCCCUGAGUGCGAUUAUUUAUACGCUUGUGGUUUGGUACAAGUGGAAAAAAUAUAUAGGGAAAAGGUGGAGAAAUUAUAACCAUUAAAAGCGUGCGUUCGGUUCGGCAAAGAAGAUCAUUAUAGUAGUGUGGAGGAAAACCCUGGAAAACCGGGCGUGUUGCGUUGCGGCGUUGUUCGGCGAAGAAGACCGAAAAGUGCAUAAUCUCGCCUAUUAGCGCUGGCUGGUGGUGAACCAAAAACUGCGAGAGUCGAAUUGUGGAGUGUUGGGUGAACGGCGAAAAGCCUCUAGCGGGAAAGUCCGAGUAGUGGUGGACAGCCGUGGACGAACGACGAAAAGGAUCAAAUUAGUCAAUGAGAAGGUCGUUUAUUCAGCAGCUGAUUGAGAUGGAUUUCCGCUAAUGGUACCGGAUAGGUGUAGGUUCGCGUUCAUCGAACUGCUACUACUUGUACGGACCUGCAACACCAGCAGCCAACUGCUGCUGUGAUGACGGAGCUUGUGGCACCCGGAACAAUGGGAACGACGACGACGGUUACAGCAGCACCAACCACGACGACGUCGACGUCAGUGAUGUUUUAUCAGUGAAAUUGAAUUACCUACGUUGAGUUUUCCCGCGUGUGCGUUACCAUUGGGGUAUUGGUACGUCGCCGUAGGCAUGUGAAUAGUGGAACCCGUGUGUACUCGCGUGUGUUUUUGUAUGAUUUCGUUCCCGUGAAAUAAUCCUACGGAGAAGAAAGGGACCCGUGUGUAAACCGGGAGGGGCGAGGCUUGAAGCAAUCCUUUGAAGAUUAGAGGGCAGAUUAGUAGACGGCGAGGACCUAGCGGAACGAAAGCAGAACACUUCCCUAUACGAUGGUGGAAUCGGCCACCAUGAACCGGACCAGUCCGGCAGGCUCCACAUCCAUCGUGGCGGCCGGUGUUCGCAGCGGGAUUCUGGAAACGCGUGUUCGCGGCGCCUGGUAUCGGGUGUCGGUUACGCUGGAAACGGACUACAUCUCGGUCAGUUUGGACGAAACGUGCGAACCGGUCGAUCACAGUACCACGCUGAAUGGAACGCUGGGGAGCAACCACAGCGGUAACAAUGGUUCGAACAAUUCGUCGCAGCCCUCGUCUGCGGGUGCAUCCGGGCCAUCGAUCCACUCGUCCGAAAACCUGAGCAACGGAGGCGGAGCCCACCAGAAUGGCACCAGUGGGGGUGGUAUUGGUGGUGGCGGCGGCGUUGGCGGUGUGACGACCCCGGGAGCCGGAAGCAGCACACUCAACGGCGGAGGCAGCCUCAAUGGGGACAAUUUCCUCAACAAUAACAACACCAAUAGCAUCAACAACGGUGGCAUCGUCAACGGAAAUAGUAAUGGACUGAGUGGGGGUGGCAACAUCUUGAACAAUAACAGUGGGGGAGCGGGAAGUGGCGGGAGUGGCAGUAACAACAACAGCAUCGACAACGGAAUCGCCGAAAUUUGCGACGUACCUGACUCGGUGGCGAACCAGAAACGACACGUCCGCGUCAUCAAGUCCGACAACAACGGGCUGGGUAUCUCGAUCAAGGGCGGUCGGGAGAACCGAAUGCCCAUCCUGAUAUCGAAAAUCUUCCGCGGCAUGGCGGCGGACAACGCCAAAGGGCUGUACGUGGGCGACGCGAUCCUGUCGGUGAACGGCGAGGACCUGCGGGAUGCCACCCACGAGGAAGCGGUCCGUUCGCUGAAGCGAGCCGGCCGGGUGGUGGAUCUAGAAGUCAAAUUCCUCCGCGAAGUAACCCCCUACUUCCGGAAAGCGAGCAUCAUUUCCGAAGUGGGCUGGGAGCUGCAGCGAGCGUUCCUGUGCCCGCUUGGUCCCGGUGCCUCCAGCCCGCCAGCCGCCGCCCCACGAAGUCCACCCCGGGCCGACACGCGCUACAUACCCCUGCAGUUGACCCACCUGGCACGGAAUCUGAAAUACCACGACGCCGAGAACCGGUGCAUAGAGCUGCACUCGCCUGAUGGAAUCCAUUCGUGUAUCCUGCGCGCCGUAGAUCCCCAGGAAGCGACCACCUGGUUCAACGCGCUUCACUCGGCCAUCGGCAAGAGCACCCAGAAGGCGCUACUGGACGCGAACCGAGCGCUGGCGUCAAUUAUCGGCGAGCUGAAGUUCAUCGGAUGGCUCAGCCGGAGGUGCGGCGGUGAACAGAACGGACGCUCCAGCUCGGAAAGCUCAGACGAAUUAGAUAAAUGGCAAUCAAUUUUCGUAGCCGUCACCGAUCGUGAAUUUCGACUGUACGAAAGCGCCCCCUGGUCGGUGGAGGCGUGGAGUCGACCGUUCGAGUGCAGCCCGCUGGUGACGACACGGUUGGCCGGUGCUGGCAACACUUCCACCGUAGGUUCAAACUCGACGACGAAAUUUGAUUUGCAGAGUGCCCAGUCCAGUGUGUUUUGCGUCCGCUGCGGUACCACGCGGGGUGUGGUUAGCCAUUGGCUGCGUUCGGAGACCAACCGGGACAUGGCGGCGUGGGCACGGGUGCUGGUCCAAGGGUGCCACAAUGCCAUCAUCUGCCAGCGGGAGUUUUCCUUUCGGUGCUUGUAUCAGGGCCGUCCGUGUCAGCUAAUCGUCCACCUGGAUCGGGGCUUCUGCCUGCUGGAUUCGGCCCUCGGCAGCACCGGUGGCUCCAAACAACCCCUGUGGUCGUUUUCGUUCGAUCGCCUGAAAGGAUCGGCCGACGACGGCAACAAACUGCUCUACCUGGACUUCUCCGGCAGUGAGGAUGGCGGCGAGAUCCUUAUUCGACAGGAACUGGACAUGGAGUGCUGCCCGAAGCCGGUGGUGUUUGUCUUGCACAACUGUCUGUCGGCCAAGGUGCACUCGCUGGCGUAAGGUCGUCACCAGCACUUUUUUUGGAAGUCGGAGUAAAAGAAAAGUAUUGUGUAUUCUUGAAAGAAAAAAAUCACUUUUGAUGUAACGAUUAGAUGAAGGAGAAUAGUUAUAAGAUAAAAACAAAUAAAAAAAAAACUGUACAUAUUACAGAAGGCUCAUCUGCAGCUGUCGGAAGAAAAAGAAACAAAUCACACUGUUUGUAACUACAGACACCACACACCAGUUGUUUAUGUUUUGUUUGCGUUAUCGUACAUACAGUAUAUAUAUAUAUAUUGAUACCUAUCAGUUCAGUUAUCUAGUUGAGGUAAGGUCAUGUAAAUUAAACGGCGAAUGUGGACGCAGUUUACGAUGAAUUUCACAUCAGGUGGUUUGGUAGCAUCCUCUCAGAAUGUAAUGAAUCUUGAUUAUUUUUUUCUCUACCACAAAAAGAACAGUAACAAACCUGUUGUGCAUAGGUGGUUUUUUAUUUAAUCUAAGUUUUUGGACAAUCCUUGUGUGAUAUUUAUAGAAAACACAUAAUAAUUGGGACUCAUCCUUCCCGACAAUAGAGGAUAUUUUUUUCUUUAAAAAAUGUAAGUGUUAGUUUGAAUUUGAGAACCUUUUCUGUAAAAAGUAAAUUACGGUGAAUUCGAAAAGGCGGUACAAAAAUUACCAAAACAUGUCGUUUCUUAUUUUUACUAAAUAGUUUGGAUUUUUAUCGAUCCGUAACAAAUAUAAAAAUGUGAGUUCCACCUAAAAAUAGCCUUUUUUUCAAAAAUUUCGCCUUGGAGACCUCCAAACGUCAUUUCUGAAAAUUACCGUCAUACGAAAGUUUGGUUAUAACAUCCUCAGCUAUAAUUUUCAAGGUAAGCCCCAAAAAAUUCCGAUGGCGUUUGGUUCCGGGUCAUUUGGCCGAACGCCAUUUGGCCAUAAUGGUUAUUCGGCCGAAUUCCAUUUGGCCGAAAGCCGUUUGGCCGAAAAAUUAAUGAUGAACUUAAGUGAUCAUGCCACUCCUCUGCGCAUCAGAAUAACUCGAAACAGCCCAUGAUCAGUGUUGCCACAGGUACAGAUUAUUCUGUACGGCACAGAUUACAGAUUUUCAGCAAAUGGUACAGAAUGGUACAGAAUUUUUUAAAUUGGGAAAAAAUCAUUAAAAUUCCAAUUUAGAACAUUUUUAAUACUGAUGUUUUUGUUUUUAAAGUUCAAAAAAAUGGUAACAGUAUACUCAAAUUAACAGUUUUUCAUAGUUUAGCAUGGAUUUCAUACUCCUUUUUGGGUAUUUCAAUUCAAAUGUGGUACAAAUUUGGUACAGAUUUUGGGUACAUUAGAUUUUUAGAAUAUCUGGUACAGAUAAAAAAGAUGUUUGAGCCUCCGGUACAGAUAAAAAUGUGGCAACACUGCCCAUGGUUCAAAGGAGGAAUGAUCUUUGAUAAAAUAUUGGCAGUUUCAAUGCCAACUUAUUCCUCAAUGUUAAAACUAGAAAGAAUAGUCUAUGAUUAAAAGAAGGAUAUAUUCCUUAUGAUCAUAUUGGUAGAGUUAGAAUGUCAAAAAAUUCCUAUGAAUUAUUUUGAUCAAGAUUCGGUCAAACGGCAUUCGGCCAAACGACCAUUCGGCCAGAUGGCAUUUGGCCAAAUGGCGUUCGGCCAAACGACAUCCGGUCAAAUGGCCAGAUAUUACUACUAGGAUUCUGGAUACACGAUAGUUCUUCCAAUUAAAAGCUAGGUUUCCUGAAUUGCUGAAUCCUAAAAAGAAUCCCUUAUAACCCUGGAAAUACUAAAUUGAUCCUACAGAAAUACAGUGAAUCUGAAAAGAUGCAAAUUACAAAAGCAUUAGGAGGAUUCAAAAAAAAGAUAUUUUGAACUUCCAAAAAUGCUGGAGAUUCCCGGAGCAAGCUGGAGGUGCUAAGAAAAGGCUAGAAAUACAUGGGAGAAAAUGUAGAAUUGAGCCAAAAUCCCAUUGUUCUAGUAAAAAGUUUAAGAUUUGUUGAAGAAUCUAGUGAAUUUUAAAUAUAUCGUGAAGCAUAUGGGAAUUUAUUAAAAAAAAAAAUGAGUGUUUCAAAACACAGCUAAGGAUUCUAGAAGCAUGCUAUUGUAAUUCCAUGAAAAAGAUGGUAGCUUCGAGGAAACAAAGAGAAAAAAAUGGGAUUUCAAGAAAGAAACUGAGGAUUCUGGCAAUAAACUUGUGAUUUUGGUAAAAAAAAUGAUGUUUCAAAAAAGAUAUAAGGAAGGCAAAGAGCUGAUUCUGAGUGUAAGGUGUCUGCUUGGAGAAAUAAAAACGUGUGAUUCAUAUCGAUGUCAGAAGAUUUAUUAUAGAUUUUUGAAGAAUUAUUUGACAUGGCGAUUGCAAGGAUGCCUCAGAGAUUCUUUCGAAAAUUUGUCCAAAACUUCUUUCAGUAAUCCUUUAAAUAUUCCACCAAAAAUCCAUCAAAUGCCAUUAAGUGAAUCAUCUUAAAAAUCUCCUCAGAUUCCUCCAGAAUUCCGGUCAAAGAUUCCUUUAAAAAUCUACCAGAGAAUUACUCCAAGAAUUUAUCCAGAGACUCCUGAUGAAAAUGCUCUAAAAAUCGUUAUUAUUUUCAUAAAUUCUCCAGGAACCUAUUCAUAUUUUCCUUAAGAGUUUCCUCCACAACUUUUCUCAAAAAAUCGUUCAGUAGUUUCUCCAAAGACUCUUCUGUAAAUUCUUUCAUAGAUUCCUCUAGGAAUUUCUCAAGAGAUUUCACCAGAUAUUUGUCUUGGAAUUUCUCCAGAGUUUUCACCUAAAAAUUUUCUAGGGUUUUCUUUAGAAAUUUUGUCAUCCUCUAGGAAUUCUUCCACAGAAUCCACCACAGAGUUCUUUCAAAGAUUCAUUCACGUACUUUUGCAGAGUUUUUUUCCACGAAUUUCUCCUGAGAUUUCCCUAGGAUAUUUUUAUAGAGACUCAAUAAGAAAGCGAUUGAAUUCUUCCCAAAAUUGUCUGCAGAAUUUCUCUGGGCAUUUCUUCAUAGGUUAAAGGAAUUACAUUAUUAUAGGAAUCGAAAGAUUUUCUCAGAGGAUUGUUUCAAAAGACUUAUAUUAGUUUUUUUAUUUUUUUCCUGGAAUCUUUCGAGCGAAUCUACCACCAACUCCUUUUGUGAACUCACUCAAAUAUCCACGAAUUCUACCACAUUCCUCAAGAGUAACUCCCAAGAAUAUUCUUAAAAAUACUUUCAGCAAUUUCUCCACCGAUUCCUUUAUGGAUUCCUUACAAGACUUCUCUUGGAAUUUUCCAAAUUAUCUCAGAGAUAUUCCUCUAGGAAUUUCACUGGAUUUUUCUUUUCAAAAAUCAUCCAGAAAUUUCUUUAGGAGAUACAGCAUAGUUCCAGCAAAAGUUCUUCCAGGAAUCGCUCAACAUAUUCACAUUGGUAUUUGUCCAGACAUUUCCCCAGAAAUUCUCCCAGAGAUUCUUCCAGCAACUCCUCUCAAGAUUUCUUUCAAAUUUUAUCCAAAGUUUCUUCAAAAAUGCUUUGUGUAAUUCUUCCCGAAGCUCUUCUAGAAGUUCUUUCAGGUAGCCCUUCAAAAAUUACUACAGAGAUCUCUUUGAUAUGGCACUGGAUGUUUAACAGACAGAGCUUUGUCUAUGAGUUGCGUUAGAGUUCCUUGCAUGAAUUAUUCAGGGUUACAUCCAGAAAGUCUUCACAAACUCCUCAAACAAUUUCUUCACAGAUUCCUCUAGAUAUUUGCAGAAUUACACCAAAGAUAUCUGCAGGAGUUCUAUCAAUAAAUAAAUAAAUCUAGGAUUUAUUUUGGAGAUUAGUCUUAUAACCCUGUCCGGGAGAAGCUAUUCGAAUUAACUCUAUAGAUUCACCCAAAGAUUCGUACAGAGAUUUAUUCAUUGCUCCACAAGUUUUUUGAAAGCUUCCUCUAAGAAUUCUACCGUGCUUACCUCCAUUAUAUUGCUCCAGCGUUUUCUCUUAGAAUUUAUGCAGAGAUACCAUCACAAAUUUAUGUAGAGCUUUUCGCAAUAAUUCCUCCAGCGAUUUCGCAAAACAAAAUAAUUCGGCGAUUAUUUUGGGAAUUUCCUCAGAAAUUCAUAUAGAAAAAACUUCAGAUAUUCCUCCAAGAACACUUCUUCAGUCAUUCAUCUGGUAAAUUGAGUUAGUGGUUUCUUACUAUAAAUUAUUCCUGAAAUUUAUACAGAUACACCUGCAGACUUUUUUUUAGAAAUUCAUCUUAGAAUUUCCCUCAUUAUUUUUCCAAGAGGUUCCUUUAGGUUUUCCUUCGGAAACUUCUUUACGAAUUGCUCAAAGAUUUUGUCAAAUUGUUUCCCAAUCACUAAUUCUGGGAAUUCUGGAAUCCAAGAGCUAAAAAAUCAGAAGAAUUCUUUGAAAGAACCUGGAGGAUCUGAAGGAUCAUCGAGAGAAAUUAUUGAUAUUAUCAUCCAAGAAACUCCUGAUGAGAACUCUGAAUAAAAACCUGGAGAAUUGUCUGUAAAAAUCCUGGAGGAAUAACUUGGAAAAGUGUCUUGUAGUUUUUCAAACGCAUUUUCUAGAGGAAACUUGAACUUUUUGGAAAAAAAUCUGGAGGAAUACUUCAAAGAAUAUUUGAAAGAAUGCUGGAAAACACUCUUAGAGGAAUCCUUAAAAAAAAUAUGCAGAAUUCUUGGGAGAAUUCCUAGAGAAAUCCUUGGAAAAUUUCUUGAAGAAAUUCUUGGGAACUUCUAGAAGGAAGUAAAAAAAAACUUGCAGGAAUCCUUGGAAGAUUUUUUUAAUCUUGAAAGAAUUCGUGGAGAAAUACUUGGAAGAGUUCCAAAAGUAAUUCUUAGAUAAGUUUGCUUGGUGAAUGCUUGUAAGAAUUCAUAAAGGAAUGCUCGAAACAAUUCCUGAACUUCUUCCUUGGAAGAAUUCUUGAAGGAAUCAUUGGAAAAUUCCCGGAGAUACCUUUGAAAGAAUUUUUGAAGGCGUUAUUGGAAGAAUCCCUGAAAGAACCCUUGGAAGAAUUUUCGGAGGUAUGAUUAAAAACUCUUGAAGGAAUGUUCGAAACAAUUCCUGAAAAAAUCCUUGGAAGAAAUUUUGAAGGAAUCCUUGUUUCCAACAAAUAUUUGAAAGAAUUCUUGGAGGAAUUCCUAGACUGCCGUUCUACGCCCGAUUGUCCCAUGUUAUAUGGGAAUCCCAUAUAACAUGGAACAAUCAUGCAUGUAACGGCAGUAGAGGAAUGUAUUUUUGUAGGAAUGCUUCUGCAUAGACUAAUCUUUGGGAAAAUUCUUGAAGGAAUGCUUGAAAGCAUUUUUAAUUUCUGGGGAAUUUCGCAAAAAAAAUCCUGGAGGAAUUCUUGUAAGAAUGCUCGGAUCAACUGGAGAAGUCUUUGGAAGAGUUCCUGGAGGAAUCAUCAAGAGAAUUUUCGCUGGAAUUCAUGGCAGAACUUCGAAAAGAAUUGUUGGAGGAAUGCUUGGAAGAAUACUUGGAGAAAUUCUUCGAAGAAUUCGUGGAAGAAUACUUAUAAGAAUUUCUUGAGAAAUCCUUGGAAGAACCCCUGAUGAAAUCAUUGGAAGAAUUUCUGGAGCAAUCCUUGGAAGAACUUUUCGAGCAAUUCUUAGAAUACUUGGAAAAAUUCCUGGAAAAAUAUUUGAAAGAAGUCCUGGAGGAAUCCUUAGAAAAAAUGUCAAGAACGCAUAGAAGAAUUCCUGGAAGGAAGCUUCGGAACAAUUCCUGGAGAAAUCCUUGGAAGAAUUUUUGAAGGAAUCCUUGAAAAAAUCCUAGAAAAAUUCUUGAAAAAAAUCUUGGAAGAAUUUCUGGAGACAUCCUUGGAAGAUUGUUUUGGAGAAAUUCUUAAAAAAAUCGUAGAGAAUGCUUGGAAAAUUUGUGAAGGAAUUCAUGGAUGAAUCUUAAGAUACAUUCUUCUAGGAAUGUUUCUGGAGGCAAUCUUCUAGGAAUUUCUGGAGGCAAUCUUGGAAGAAUUUCUACAGGAAUCAUUAGUAGAGUUUUUUGGAGAAAUUCUUGGACGAAACGGCAAGACAAUUGCGAGAGGAAUCCUUGGUAGAAUUCCUGGAGAAGUUCUUGGAAGCAUUCUUGAAAGAGUACUUAAAAGAAUUCCUGGAGAAAACCUUGGAAGAAUUACAAGAGGAAUCGUUGGGAGAAUUGGUAAAGCAAUUUAUGUACGAAUAUUUUGAAAAUUCUUGGAAGAAUUCUUGAAAAAAAUCCUGGAGCAAUCCUUACAAAAAUUCUUGGAGAAUGAUCAGAAGAUUUCUUGGAAGAAUACUUGGAAACAUAGGAGGAAUUCAUGGUGGAAUACUUGGAAAAGAUCUUGCAUUAAUUCUUAAAAGAAUGCCUCGAUUCGAGGAGUUCCGAGAACAGUUUCUGAAAGAAUGGUUUGAAAAAUAUGUGGCUUGAUACGGGGAAAAUUGGAGAAAUCACCGAGAAUUCUAUGACAAAACUCAUCAAGAAUUAUAGAAGGAAUGCUUCAGAAAAAAAAACCGGAGGAAAUCCUUGGAAGACUGUCUGGAGAAAUCUUUGAGAAAUUUUCUGGAGAAAUAAUUGAAACGAUUCCUUGAGGAAUCCUUGGAACAAUUUCUGGAGGAUUCUUUGGAAAAAAAUGCUGAAGGAAUUCCUAGAAGAAUUUUUCAAAGAAUCAUAGGAAAAAUUUCAAGAGCAAUCUUUGGAAGAAAUCCUGAAGGAGUCAUUGAAGUAUGCUGAUACGAAGAAUUACCAGCGAAACGAAUGGAAAGUUGAGAAAUCUUUCUUAAAAUUCCCGGGGAAUGCAAUGAUAGAAUUCGAGGACAAAUUGUUUGUAUGCAGCAAUCUUUGAAAAACCUCCAGGAAGACUUCUCGUAAGAAUUCCUUGGGAAAGGAAGAAUUAUUGGAGAAAUUCUUGGAAGUAUUCCUAGUUGAAGAGGAUUCCGUGAAGGAUUUCCUGGAUGAAUCCCUGGAAUCCUUUGUAGGCUUCGUGACUGAGCGGUUUAGCAGCGUCAGCCAUUUAGUUAUCUCGUAAGCCUCGAAGUGUGGGUUCGAUUCCCGCUCCAGUCGUGGAAAACUUUUCGUCAAACGGACAAUUCUCCACUGGGCCACUGGGUGUUAUAUGCGUUGUCCGUUGUGUAAUGUUAGUAAUAUUCAGUUUGGGUGGCCUCUGGCCGAAGACGGAGUAAUUGUUUUUAGAAAAAAAAAAUAAUAGGGAAUCGCGCCACUUGGGCGGUGGUUUCUAUAUUCGUCUGUUUUCCACUAUAACUCAGUCAAAUUUGAACCAAUUGACACAACUUUUGGAGUGUGGUGAGAUAGGUAUAGUAUCUACCCGUGUACAACAUUUCAAGUCAAUUGAUUCAAAAUUAACUGAGUUAUAGUGGAAAACAGACGAAUAUAGAAGCCACCGCCCAAGUGGCGCGAUACCCUAUAAAAAAACUGAAAAAAUCUUUGGAACAAUUUCUGGAGGAUUCUUUGGGAAAAAAAUACUGAAGGAAUUCCGAAAAGAAUUUCUCGAAGAAUCAUAAGAAAAAUGUCUAGAGCAAUUUUUGGAUGAAAUCCUGAAGGAGCCAUUGAAAAAGGCUAUUACGCAGAAUGUCUGGCGAAAUGAAUAAAAAAUUGAGAAAUCCUUCUUAAAAUUUCCGGAGAAUUAAAUGAAAGAAUUCAAAGAUAAAUCAGUUGACACACUGCAGCAAUCGUUGAAAGAACCCCAGGAAGAAUUUUCCUAAGAAUUCUUUGUGGAAGGAAGAAAUCCUGGAGGAAUUCUUAAAAGUAUUCCUAGUUUAAGAGGAUUCCGUCAGAAAUUUACUGGAGCAAUCCUUGGAAAAAUUCCUGGAAUAAUCUUUGGAACAAUUUUUGGAGAAAUUUUUGGAAUAACUCCAAAGGAAAAACUGUUUACGAAUCCUACUAAGAACUAUCGGUGAUAUGACAGGAUGAACUCCUAGAAAAAUUCUGUAAAGAAAUCUCAUUUUCUAAAUUCAUAGAAGAAUUUAUUGAAAUAAUUCUGAAACAAAUCAUUCAAAGAGUUUCUGCAACAAUGCUUGAUAUAAUUUCCUGAAAAGUUCUUGGAAAAAUUUUCUAAAAUAUGUCUGGAGGAAUUUUUGGAACUAUGCCUAUUCUUAGUACAUUUUCUAAUGGAACAAUGGAUAACAUAUAUUACGAAACUGUUUACGAAUUACAGUAAGAAUUAUUGGAAAAACAUUCUGAAGAAUGUUGGGAAAAUAUUUUUAGGAAUCCUUGAAAAAAUCACUAGGAAAAUUUAAAAAAAAAUUAUAGAGAAAUGCUUAACAUUUAAUUGAAAGAAUUCCUGUCGAGAUGUUCGAAAUCUCUGCAAGACCCGUGAAAGAAUUUCUGCAUAAAUCACAUAGGGGUUGUAGUGGAAUUUUGAAAAAAAAAAUUGAAAGUAACUUUAAAGGUUUCUCCGAGAAAGCUUUGGAACAGUUCUAGGAGAAAUUUUCAGAAUAACUCCUCAAGGUAUGGUUGAAAUACUAUUUUACGAUCCUAGUGAGAAUUAUUGGUGCUAUAAAUGGAUGAAUUCCUAGAAAACCUCUUAAAAAUAUCCUGGAGCAGUCGUUUUUUAUUUUAUUUUAUUUUUUAUUCAUUGAAAUAAUUCUAGGAGAGUUUCUGAGCAAUGUUUGAAUGAGAUUUCUGAUAAAUUUAUGGAAAAAAUCAAUUGAAAAUAUCACGGAGGAAUCUUUGGAUAAUAGUUAUUUAUGUAACGAGUUGCAAAAAGUUGAUUGUUUCAGCACGAGUCGUACCUACAGUUGGAUAAAUACGAAGAGUGCUGAAAAAAUCGAGUUUUGCAACAGGUUCCAUACAAAAUUUAAUUCAAUGAUUUUAUCAUUAUACAACUCAUUUAAGUUGCAUAAUGUUUAUAAUGCAAUUCAAAUGAGUUGCAUUAUUAACAUUAUGCAACUAUUUUUCAUUAUGCAACUCAUUUCCGUUGCAUAACGAAUCAGUUCGGAAAAAUUGGCCAUUAUGAUACCAAAAUGAGUCCUAUAAAAUGGAUAGUAUGAUACUGAAUUGCAUAAUAGUUAUUUAUGCACCGAGUUGCAAAAUGAUGAUUUUUACAGCACGAGUCGUACAUUUAUCCAACGAGGCUUGCCGAGUUGGAUAAAUACGAAGAGUGCUGUAAAAAUCGAGUUUUGCAACGAGUUGCAUACAACAUUUUUUGCAAUGAUCAAAAAUAUUCACUAGAAUUUGAUCAUUUCCAUCAGUACCAUCAUGUUUCGCGGUAGUUCAAUGAGAACGACCACGUGCUUCAACAUACUAGACCCAAAGUUUGGAUCAAGCAAGCUGUGCUAUAACCGUCACAUUUGUGCAAGCUCUUACCGUGGGAACGGUGGCAACCAAGGUGAAAACUCAGAUUGUUGAUCAAACAAUUGCAUUAUGGUUCAUAAUGCAACCGAAAUAAGUUGCAUUAUGAACCAUAAUGCAACUGUUUGAAAUAGUGCGAAAAAGUAGGCCGUUUCGGUGCCAAGACGGCAAGUGUAAAGUAAGUAUUUAUAAUGCCGAGUUGCAAAAAAUACAUUUCGAAACUGUUUGCGAAUACUAGAAGAGUUAUUGGAAAGUUUCCUGUAGAAUUUAGGAAAGCACUUUUUUAGGAAUCCUUAGAGGAAUCAUUAGGAAAACUUUCAAAAUAUAAAUGUGGAGAAAUCUAAGUAAAUAUGCUUCAGAUUUCAUGCUUUAAUGCUUGAAAUUUCUGCUCGACACUUCAAAGAAUUUCUGCGUAAAUCUCAGAGGAAUUGUGGUGAAAUUUUCGGAAGAAUUCGUGAAAGCACUCGAAAGAAAUCUAUGUAGGAUUUACUGGAGGAAUUCGAGGAGAAAUCUCCGAAUUAAUUUCAGGAGGAAAACAAUCGGAAAGAACUAUGGAAGCAGCUCUGAAGGAACUCAUAUAGAAUUUUGGCCUACAUUUUGUGGAAGAAUCUCAUGAUAAGUUCCUAGAAGUAUUGGAAGAGAAUCAAUUCUUCUUAGAGAUGUCUGUUUCAGUUUUUUUCAACGUAUUGAAAAAAAAAAACAAAUUCAAACAGAAAAAAAAUAAAAAGUGUAUGCAGUUCUGGUGGGCUUUGAACCCACGACUACCUGGUUUGCCAGGUGAGACGCGUGAACUAACUAUGCCAUCGCACCGGUAAUAAUUUUGUGUUUCUGUCUAUGGACUUCUGCAUUUCUGAAAAGGUGCUACCAAACCCGAGAAACCCGAGUUGCCGUGAAAUUCGUCCUCUUUCAUUGAUUUGUAGUGAAAUUCUGUUGUGUGAAAUAGAUGUUCGAAGCAGAAGAAUCACCGUAGGAGCCGGUGGCGCUGGGGUGGUAAAACGAUCAGGAAAAGUUUUCAGUGACUGGAUUGUGAUGAUAGUUCAACUGUUUUCAGUUAGGUAAAGUUUGUCGCUCCACAAAAGAAACAAAAGAGAAUCCUGAACAAAGAAGUCCGAUCGGUACUUUCGUCUUCAAUAGUUUACUUUUUCUAUCGGGCAGAGUGAAGAACGUAUCAAGGCGCAACUCACUAACUAGGAAAAUAUGUUAAGUUGGUACAGUUUUAUUGAAAAUUUAAAGAUAUUUAAUUAGCGAAGCUAAUGGUGAAAAGAAGAAGAAAAAAAAACUUAGGUUAAGUUGGGCAGCUCUUCUGGUGCAUCGAUUGGUCAGUAUGGUGUGACUUGGGAGCUGGAAUGGAAAAAGUGAAACAAAAGACAAGUUCAUCUCGGGACCCAUGCUUUACUUCUAUUCACAUUUUGCGAGUUUGUGAGGAGUGUGAUUCAAUCCCAGGUUCUCAACGCGAUAGGAACAUGCUCGAUCACACCAUCACACCAGAACCGCUAUACAAAUUUGAGAUCAAAAUCGGUUAAUUGAGAGGUUAUAUUUGAGCGAAAACUAUCAAAAUUUUAUGAAAUAAACUUUGUUAUUUGUUUAAUGUUCUCAUAACGCUUUCAGUAUUUUUCUGUUUUUGUUUUUUCGAUUUUUUUUUCUUUUUUUUAUCAUUUUUCCUUAAUUUUUUACCAUACCUUUCAACUGUCGCAAACCCCUUUCACCUUCAAAAGAAAAAUCAAAUUCCUCCCACCGUAUUCCAAUGAUGUAACAACGAAGACUUUGGCUUGUUCACCAGCUCGGCCCAGCCAUCACCGUCGUUAUCGUUAUUUUAAUUAAUUUAAUUAACUUCCCGAAGAACGGGAACGAAACGGAAGGCACCAGAGCGGAGCUCGAAACGCGUUGAAAGAAAACGACGAGCGCCAAACUUUUCCUCCUGAGAGAACUGCAUAAUUUCACUUCUACACUGACUGUGGGUACGGACGGAGCAAACGGUGGGACGGAAACCGGAAAACAUGGAAAAGCUCGCCUGAGAAAAAGAAAGAAAAAAUCACCAUCAUCCAUUAGGGAGGUAUUGAACGAACCGACCAACCUAACGGUCGGUCCGACCGUUCGGGCAGCGAAAGUAUAAUCUUCAUAAUAGUUCCAGGCAAAAGUACUGCGCUGCUGUUGCUGGCUGCAUCCAUCUGCGUUCCUCUGCGCUCCGGCGGACGACUCCGGCGGACCGGAGUUGCGAUGAACUUGAGUUUGUUCGGAAUCAAAGUUUGUCCAAGUCUGCAGGAAGGCGCCAAACUGUUGGGGAUAGACGACGAGGAGGAAGAGAAGGUGGAGAUACUCUGUCCAAGUUAGUUUUGAUCUUCUGUCUUUUCUGUUUUCUUGGCCGGAAGCCGCCGCCACCGCCACCGUCCACCGUAGGUUUUUGUUAGGAGUUAGGUAGAUUCAGGCUGCGGCGUUUAGACGAGAAAGAUGAUGCCUUUCUAUUGUUCACGGGAGAAAUGGAGCGCCCCGAAUAAAAUUUGAAAGUUUCUUAGAGUAUUAAUUAGAAGAUUUCUAAUAAUUUUACUCAUAUUAUCAAUUUAUCAAAGAUUUUUUUUUGCAAAUUGGACUUGGAGUUUCCCAAAGAUUUUUCAAUAGUUUUUAUGGAGUGAACUUUGUUUUUAAGAUUUUUUUUGCAAUUUCUUAUCGCAAAUCUGUCAGAAAAAGGCCUACUUUCCCAUACCAAAUUAGCAGUGCUGUAAUGGUUUAUUACAGCAUUAGUUUGCGUUGCGUAAUUAGCCAUUACAACGCUGUUUUCAGUUAUGACAAAUUUCUGGAUGCUUUCUGGACGCAGGUUUGAAAAAUUGUGACAACUGCACAAUAUAAUCUGCUAUGAUCAGACUUUCUUAAAAUUUGCUAUGAACAUCAGUGUACAGUUUGAGAAAGUUUUGUUAAAAACUAUCCACCUUCAUUCUGCACCUUGUUGCGUAAACUACAAUUUUGUCUUUACAAGCGAGAUUUUUAACUUGAGGCAAGUUCAUUUCGAGACCUACGGCUCACGUCCCUUCCAAAGAAAAAACCUACAUUUUGUGAGUGUUGGAAGUGGGAUUUGACCCCGGAUCCUCGGUGUGAUAGACAUAUGCCCUAAUUUCCUCACCAGGUGGAGCAUCCUUUCAAAAUGUUUAAUCUAGGCCUUGUGAUGAAUCAAAAUGACGUAUAGUUCAAGUGGUUGCAACUAUUCAAACAUUAUUACGGUUUUUAAACGACUGGGUAAUAUUGUUAUGAAACUUCUCAACCCAAAAAAGGGGAAAUAGCCCACAAAAGUUCGGUAUAUCCACUGGUUUUACCGGGGUUUUUAGUGUUUUUCGUCUUUUUUGAGAUAUUUUGGCUUGGGAAAUCUGGUAUCGCCUCCCCAGGGCAUCACCCAUUUAGCUGGUUGAAUUGCUUGAAUUACUAGUGAAAAAUUAAAAACAUUGCACUAUUCACUUUUGCAAAAAGAAAAAAAAACUAAAAAUUACUUUUAAAGAAAAACUAGAAAAGGACGAGCAAAUGACGAAUUUCGCGCCAACUCGACCAACGGUUGGCAGCACCCUCUCAGAAUCGAACGAAACUUUGUGGGCAUAAACAAUAGGUCUUUCUAAGCAACUUUGCAUAUUUUGUUUUUCGAAAUUUUUCAAGAGUAACAUUUGAAGAGGGCCUAUUUUUUUCAUAGAUUUUUUUUCAAAUCGAUGUA